AUGGCCGCUCUGAUUCCAUUGUUGCAGUCACUGUGGCAAGAACCACAUGGAGUUGCAGCACAAUUGAUUUUCUUCCUUUUCUUUCCCCUUUUCCUUCUUUUGCUUAAGCACAGAUCAACAAGAGUUAGCAAUCUCAAGGUACCUCCAUCUCCGCCAAAAUUACCGAUAAUUGGCAACCUCCAUCAGAUAGGCACAUUCCCACAUCGCUCUCUUAGAUCCCUCUCUAACAAAUAUGGUCCCCUAAUGCUCUUGCGCUUAGGAAGUGUUCCAACUCUUGUGGUUUCUUCACCAGAAAUGGUCAAAGAAAUUAUGAAGACCAAUGAUGUUGUUUUCUCGAAUCACGCAAGACCAACUUCUGUAGAUAUCAGCUUCAAUGGAGGCCGAGACUUGGUGUUUUCGCCCUAUGGCGAGUACUGGAGACAGCUGAGGAAGAUUUGUGUUCAAGAGCUUCUUAGUCAUCAUCGAGUGCAAUCGCAACAGUUCCUGAGGGACGAAGAAGUUGAUGUUUUGAUCCAGAGGAUACGACGUUCAUGUCUAGAUCAUAAAGAUGAAUCGGUUAAUCUAACUGAGUUACUGCUUGAUGUCACGAACUACAUAGUAUGUCGGUCUGUUCUCGGACAAAGGUACGAAGGAGAAGGAGGUAAGAGCAGAUGGGGGGAGUUGUCUGUAAAGCUAGUUUUGGCAUUUCCAACCUUCUUUUUCAGAGACUAUUUUCCUUGUCUGGGAUGGAUGGACGAGCUUCUGGGCAUGAUGAGGAGGUUGGAAAAGACUUCCAAAGAGGCAGAUGCGUUCUUGGAGCAGGCGAUUAAGGAGCAAGAGAUGUUGAAGACAGAUUCUAGCAGCCUUUCUAAUAAGCGAUAUUUUUUAGAUAUUCUUCUCCAGCUUAAAGCUAAUGGCUCACAAAGUUUUGAUCUCAAUCGAGCCACCAUCAAAGCGAUCCUACUGGACAUGUUUGUGGGAGCAACAGAUACAUCGAGGACAACAAUGGAGUGGGCAAUGACAGAGCUCAUGAGAAACCCUCAUAUCAUGAAGAAAGCGCAGCAAGAGAUCAGACAAGUGGUGGGAAAGAAAUCAAAGAUAGAUGCGAAUGAUGUCAAUCAUAUGGGAUACUUUAAAUGUGUCAUUAAGGAGACGCUUCGACUGCAUGCUCCUGCGCCUCUCUUGGUUCCCAGAGAAACAUCUGCAACUACUAGACUUGGAGGAUAUGACAUUCCUCAAAAAGCAAGAGUGUAUAUCAAUGCAUGGGCCAUUCAAAGGGAUCCCAAAGUUUGGGACAAAGCAGAGGAAUUUAUUCCAGAGAGAUUUGAGAAGAAUAACUUAGCUGAUUCUAUAGACCAAGAAUGCAAAUUCUUCCCAUUUGGCGGUGGGAGAAGGAUCUGUCCUGGUGUUUCGUAUGGGCUUGCAACGAUUGAAUAUGCUAUGGCCAACCUCUUAUACUGGUUUGAUUGGGAGUUGCCCGCUGGAGUAAAAGAGGAGGAUUUAGACAUGAGUGAGAUCUUUGGGCUAGCUAUUCAGAAGAAAGUUCCUCUUCACGUUGUACCAAUUCCAUACAAUCCUUGA
Molecule: messenger RNA, 1560 nt
Organism: Juglans regia (Persian walnut)
Lineage: Eukaryota; Viridiplantae; Streptophyta; Magnoliopsida; Fagales; Juglandaceae
Product: cytochrome P450 71A1-like
Exons: 2
Coding region: 1-1560 (519 amino acids)
Molecular function (GO): heme binding; iron ion binding; oxidoreductase activity, acting on paired donors, with incorporation or reduction of molecular oxygen
Source: RefSeq, a predicted model, not a curated record